UGCAAACUGGCAGCAAUAGAAUUGUCUAAAAUUAGUGUGCAUUUUUGACCAGCUUGUGUGAUGAGAUGUAGCUAGUUGUUAUACGUUUUCAUAUGCACAUUUUCUGCCGCUUUCAAAGGAAUAUUCCUCAACUGGAAGAGAGAUGUUAUGGCCUCGGAGAACUUACUGAAUGGAGACCAGAGCUUUGAUGGGGAACAAUCUGAAUCUAAUCUUCUGAGGAGCCAGGGUGAGAACCAUGAAAGCAGCAGGCCAUCAACUCAGACCAGGCCGAUGAGAGAGGACAGAAGGGGAUACAUAGCACCAGCUCUCUCAAGGGACUCUGGAGUUAGUUCCAUAGACCAUCACCAGGUGCCGGAAAGCAAUGAAAUGUGGAGCAGCUAUGGACCAGAGGAUUCUACUGAAGAAACCAUGGACACAAGUACAUUUUCUGAGGAAGAGCUUCUUGAUAUAACAUUUGAGGCAUGCAAUACCACUGGCACAGGAGAGGUUCUGGUCUCCACGAUCAUGCAGUACCUGCAGACGAUGACUAGCCAGAGCCCAGAACAGGACAGGCUGAAUGCUUUGAAUCGUAUGCUGGACCCUGAGUGCCGGGACCCCGCUAUUAGCAGGGCCAAAUUCCAAUCCACCAUGAUGGAGUGGAUUGCCCAGUGCAGCCAGGAUGGCAUGCAUGAGGACGACAAACAUAUUUCAGGGGAAAACCCUUGUAAAGUGUCUAUAAAUGGGAUGGAUUUCUCAGGUCCUGAAACUGCCUUCUCAGAGAGAGAACAGUGUUAUUGUGACUCCAGGGAGUUGCUGGCCACUGUGUCUGAGUUGAAGCAUGCGCACCGCAGAAUGAGUAAGCAGAACAACAGCCUGUUGAGGACUGUAUCUCAGGGUGAGGACACCAACCUGCAGCUCACAGUGGAGAUCACUGAACUAAGUGCCAAGCUGGCCAGUGCCCAGCGGUCAGCAAGGAGAACCAGGUCGAUUGUAGAGGAGCUGGAGGAGGCCAGGAGAGCCCUGAGGGAGGCAAAGGAGAGAGCCAGCCAAGCCCAGGCUAGCAGCUGCAAACUGAGCAAAGAAUGUGACUGUCUGAAAGCACACAUUAAAGUGCUUGAAGACAAGAAUGAACAACUCACACUCGAGGGGACUUGUUCUGAAGAUUGUCUCAAGAAAUUGAGGAAGGUUAAUGCUGAGAUGAGGGAGGAACUUGAAGAGACCCUUGUCAUGCUGACUGUAAGAGACAGGGAACUCAUUAAGAAAGACAUACUGAUGGAUAAGCUGAAGAACUCUCAUCUGGAGAACCACAGAAUCAUUGAGGGGCUACAGUCAGAGUUUAUGCAUUUAUCAGAGCAUUCCCAGCAAGCUCUUUUGAGGUUUGACAUGUACUGUAGCAGUCCACCAGGUUUCCAGGGAAGGAGUGGAGGUGUUCCUAACCAUCGCUCUCUGCAUGCUGAGAUCCAGGACAUUCAGCAGCAACGUGGGGUUCUGGAGGAGAUGACUGGUCCAGUAUGUGGGGUUCGGACCUCUCACACUCAGAGGGACGAUAUCCAAAACAUAAUUCACAGGAUCAAGUCUGCUGAGCUGGCACACCUUGUCCACGCACACUACCCAGAGAGAGAUUCUGUUGGCGGUUGUGCUGUUGAGACCCUGGAGAGGCCAUAUCCCCACAGCCAGCAGUCACAGCCUAGCAUCAAGCAGCAGCUGGUUAAUGUACUGAAGGAACUGGAGCUGCAGACGAAUCUGUGGGAGGAGAGAGAGGAGAAGGUGGCCGAACAGCAGAGGCUACGGGAGCAGCAGAAGCAGAAGCCCCAGGCCAAGAAGGCAGCUGUGGUGAACUGGUGGAGAACCCUUAAGGUGGAGGGGAGUAGGACCAAGGCCAAGCCGGAAGACACCCUGACCCAGCCCAGCCAGGUCCUCACUGAGACAGAGUCCAAGCUUCAACAGGCAGAGCACCCCAUCACAAAGAUUAGGGAACAGGUAUGCAACCUUGAGGCGGCUCUGAGAACUGCCCAGGAGGGCGUAGCUGAGCACAAAAACAUUCAGGACAGGGUGGGAGUUCUUCACAAGGACAAGGAGACCAACACGGUGAGAGAGGGACCUGGCUGGACUGGGGAGGAGGCAUCAAAGGAGUGUAAGGACGUGGCUGUGGCUACAGACCCUGUGGAGCACCCAGGUAGAUCAGAGAAGGUAGCAGGCCAGUUUGUGACCUCAGAGGGUCUGCUGGUGACCCUCAGGAGGAUGGAGGCCAUGGUCAGCAGUGCCCUGGAGGCAGCUGAGCUGGUUAGGGAGAGUCAGCGAAGGGUCAGCCAGGUCAAGGAGAGGAUGGAGAGCAUCACUCAGAAGAUGGAGGAAGCUCUGACCAGAGCAGCGGACACAGAGGGUCAGCUCAGUUCCCUGGAGGCCAGGGUCACAGCCAAACCUCAGUUGCCAGGUCCUGUAGGGCAUACAGCCCAGCCUGAUGUUGAAGCUAUAGGCAGAGACCGAUCCAGGAACCCCUCUCCUCCAGGUCCUGUAGGGCAGACAGCCCAGCCUGAUGUUGAAGCUAUAGGCAGAGACCGAUCCAGGAACCCCUCUCCUCCAGGUCCUGUAGGGCAGACAGCCCAGCCUGAUGUUGAAGCUAUAGGCAGAGACCGAUCCAGGAACCCCUCUCCACCAGAGCCUGUGCCCGAACGCUACAGCAAGUCUCGAUGGCCCCUUAUAAGCGGUGCCAUUUAUUCACGAACUGGAGGAGGCAGCAACAGUGGCAGCAAGAGCUGUGAUGAUUCAGAGCCACCCUGCACUGAGGUCAACAAACCAAGCCAAGUCCAAUGUACUGACUUUGUCCCAGACCAAAAGCACAACAGUACCAGCAGUGAUGGUCCUGCACCUGCAGUUUUAGGUUUCAUCCCAGUGUCAGAGACACAAACGCCCCCAGUGUCCCCAUCACAAGUCUUCCUCCAGGACGAGUGUGCACCUCCUCUUACCGUCCCACCGGAAACACCCCCUCAGUCUGCCUGUGUCAGUCACGCUGCCGCUCGCACUGAGGAGAAUGUAGCAGGUCUCAGAUCGGAGGAUCCCAGUUGCCGUGACUACUGUCAGUCAGAGGCCUGCGACUGUGGGAGUGGCCAAGCAUUGCCGCCUGGAGACUGUGGGAGAAGUCAGCCAUCAAACCCAGGAGACAGUGCUGGUAGUAAAGCCUCUGAACCAGAAGAUCGUGGGAGGAGCAACGCAUUACAACCAACAGAUAUUGGGUGUGAUCUUGAGCAUUGUGGGAGUUUCCAUUCUCGAGAUCUACCGACUGUUUUAAUAACAGGCUCAGAUAAGGAAGGAGGGGGCCACGAGUUGUACUGCUUUCCCUGGGUUCAGACUGAACAGCAGUUAGAGGAAUCCCCUACCCAACCCACUCCAGCUGAGAGCCCCUUUUUCUUCCCCCUGACACGACCCCGAGCCCCACAGCCCCCCGUUAUGCCCGUCCUCCCUGAAGAAGAGGAGGAUUCCCCUGAGGAGCUUGACAGUUCCUCCAGCUCACCCAGCACAUAUACACCAGUUGAAAGUAGAGCAGUUCCCGUGGCGAUGCCUGCUCCCACCAUUGUCUUCCCAAAGCAAGCGACCGUGACCGUGGUCCAAGCAGACGGUCGACCUCUGGAACAGACCAGACCACACAGUCCCAGACCUCGCUUGUCCCGAAACGCCCUGGGAGGACCAAUCACUACAGUCGACAGUACAGGCAAUGUGAUAGACCUGGUGAAAGACCAUCUGCCUGAGCUGCAGCUCUCAGAGGAGGACCGUCAGAAGAACCUGGUGCUGCUGCAGGAGGCCAAGAAAGUCAGCGACCGCUUCCUGAGCCGCAGGGGCCGAAAGUCCACCUGCAGCCUCUCUGAAUCCCCCACAGGUCUUUCUCCUAACCACACACCAUCCUCCUCACCUGUACCGUCCAGAAGCAGCUCUCUAAUCACAGCCCCUCAAAUAGCUGUCGCCACAGAGGUGAACUAUGCCCCUUCGUCGCCUGUCAGCCUGCGAUUGGAGGUUCUGUCUGCGAGGGAGCAGGCUGAUACCAGUACACCAGAGCAUGAGAGCACCAGGAGGCUGGUGGACUGGAAGCCCAAUGAGAAGCGUAAGGUGUCCUCAGGCACCCUGGCUCCCCGCUACUCUGUUCCCCCACCCCCCAGAGAGCCCAGUGGGGGCCAGAAGGAGAACUUUGACCCCCGGGUAACAGCUAAGAAUUGCCCAGCACCAGUACUAGUCAAUAAGCCAGAAGAGGGUCUGGCCCGAGCCCCCAACCAGGCCCCUGCCACUGGGGUGGCCAAGCCUGUCCCUCGGCCCCCCACUCAGCAGGCCCCCUGCACGGCAGAGAUCAAGACCAUCGGGGCCUUUCCUCCCCUAAUGAGAGCUGUGUCCUGGGACACUGUUGGAACUCUCAACGCCAGAAAUGGGGCGCCAAGUCUCCCCUCUACAAACGAGGAAACCUUCUCCUUUCAAGACAAGACCCGGGAUGCCCUGCUCAAGUCCUCUGGGUACAAGGACUUCCCUGUACAGCCUGUCAACGUGCAGAAGCUGUCCAAAAUAAGAGAGGAGCACAAGCUGAUGCGGAACCAAAGCAUUGUGGGGUCAAAGUUGGCAGACUUGAGUGAAACAGCUGAACAGGAAAGAGGUCCCUCUCUUCUGCCCCCUGCAGGGUCUCCUACUGAUGAGGAUGCUAAAGAGAAGUCAGACGCCAUGCCCAACAUCUCAGACAUCAUGCUGAGGAAACUCAAACUGCACAGAGGGCUACCAGGCUGUGCACCUCCACUCACCGAAAAAGAAGUUGAGAACGCGUUUGUUCAACUGUCGCUGGCGUUCCGGAACGACAACUACACUCUGGAGACACGGCUCAAACAGGCGGAGCGGGAGCGGACCCUGACCGAGGAGAACACGGAGAAGGAACUGGAAGAAUUCAAAGGCUCUCUGAAGUGCACGGCACCACAGUGGAGUAACAUGGAGCAGCGCGAGUCCUACCAGUGCCUCAUAGAGACAGUAGCAGUACUGCACCGUCUGGCCACCAGGCUCUCCAGCAGAGCUGAGAUGGUUGGAGCAGUCAGACAGGAGAAACGUAUGAACAAGGCCACAGAGGUGAUGAUGCAGUACGUGGAGAAUCUGAAGAGAACCUAUGAGAAGGACCAUGCUGAGCUGAUGGAGUUCAAGAAGCUGGCCAACCAGAACUCUAGUCGCUGCUAUGGAGGAUCCAUAGACACUGGAGAUGAUGGAGUCCCACGGCCAUCCAGGUCUAUGUCCCUGACCCUGGGAAAGGCUUUGCCCAGGCGGAGGGUCAGUGUUGCGGUAGUCCCAAAAUUUAACCUCCUAAACAUCCCUGGUCAGACCCCGGUCAUGGCAGGACCCGGCCCCAGCGUUGCCAUGGGACCCAGCCCCCAACCCACCAUGGGCCAAGCACUUCCUGUCCUGUGUGAAGCCAACAGUAUGAAGAGCAACUUUCCCACUGAACCUACACAUCCAGCUAUAGCUGAGAGUGGAAAGAGUGUAGCAGAGCAGGAAGCUGAGCCAUCUGCCCCAGCCAAGCCCCCCGUCAACCUAGAGGAGAUCAGAUCAGAGAUCAAGGCAAAGAUCGAGGAGGAGGCCUACAAUAAAGGCUACCAAGAGGGACUGAAGAGAAGUAAAGAAGUCACAGAGGUGGAGGAGGAGGAGGAGGAAGAGGAGGAAGAGGAGGAGGAGAAGGUAGAGGAAAAUCCAGAAAAGAAGGAUGAAGGAAAAGAAGUCAGCAGAAAAGAACAGUUCAGCAGUAAGGUUGAAGAGGUCCUAGUUGUCCUUGACCGGCUUUGCCCCAAGAUUUUCCGCCGUAACCGACUUCUCUGGAUUGUUUUGACGUUGUUCCUGGUCACGUUUCUGGUCGUCAGUGUUUUCACAUACUUUAGUGAUCGCUAUAACAACCAUGGGGACAUGUCGGCAGAAAAAGCCAUGGUCCAGGACAAGAAGAAGAUCUUUGGACUGAAUGUAGGAGUACAGCCAAAGAAUCCCACUCCAGAAUAACAAAGAGCCUGUCUCAUACUUCUCUCAGUCCAAAGACUCUUUUUUUCCCCAUGAUACAUCAAGAGUUGAACUUGAAUAUAGGGUUUUGAAGAUCUAGGGUUUGGGGGUGUAUCUUUGGGAGCAUUUAUUUCGUUUUUUAUUGGUUUCAGAGGAUAAGUCUUCUAAUGAUCAUAAACUUUAUCAAGGCAUAUUUAUGUUGUGUUGGGAAAGCUGCCUGACUGUUUCUGAUGUUGAUAUAUGAUUGUUGCUUAGGGGGCCAAGUAUAAUAGUGUGAUGAAAUAUGUUCUUAUCUACAGUGAGAUCUAGGAUUUUGUAUUUGAAAUGAAAUGACUAUUAUGUGAAAAUGCAGACUGUCAGCUUUAAUAUGAGGGCCUUUCCAUCCAUAUCAGGUGAACUGAAUGACACAAUGAACAGAAUGAACAGGGAGGGUAGCAUUUUGGAGGGGAACAAAUCAUUAUUCCCGAUUCAUUCAUAAUUAUCAUGGUAGCAUCCACAUGAAUUUCAAUAGGGUUUAGAAACAUGUUCUAUUCUUAUUUACAAUAAAUGUGACUCCAAAAUACACAAUAUAUUAUUUACCAUUCAUUUCUCUUUGGCACAAAAUAAUCUGACACACAAACUGCAAAUGCAUUCAACAAGUUUGUAUUCACAAGCUUGAUGUAAUCGUUGUGUGCUAUGAAUAUGGGACCAAAUACUACACAUAUACUACACUUAUGAAUAUGGGACCAAAUACUACACAUAUACUACACUUAUGAAUAUGGGACCAAAUACCCUCAAACUAAAGCUGACAGUUUGCACUUUAUAGUCUUUAUCAUUUCAAAUCCAAAGUGCUGAAGUACAGAGCCCCCAAAAAUAUAUAUUUGUCAUUGUCCAAAUACUUUUGGACCUCACUGUAUAUAUUCACAAUGUAUUGUUCUUAUUCCUUGUCCUACUCUGAAUGUCAUCCUGUAGGACUGAAUGUGGCCCCUUGGGCAAAAAUGGAUGAUUCAUGAUGAGUUCCCUAAGACAAAUGCCACAGUAAACAUUAGACUAACGUACAUUAAUCUACCACUCUGUUACUUUUAUGUUCAUUCUCUCAGGUCCAGUAAACGGACAUCCCCAGAAGAGAUUUACAGAGAUAUUUAAAGAGAUAUGUUUUUUAAUUCAACUUUUUUUUUGUGUAAAAUAUCUAUAUUUGUGGAAUUUAAGCAGAUACUUUUUUGGAAAAUCUAUAAUACAAGCACAUUCCAAAGUAGUUCCUCAAGUGCAAUAUUUAGCAGCUGAUGGUUCUUGUUUGUAUGUGUUGUUCCUGUGUUGGUUUGCGUCCUCCGAGCACUGAAAGAUUUCCUUCAUGUACGAGAGCACUUUUAGACAGCAUGAGAAAUGUUUUAUCUUCUUCGCACUUGUGUGCCAGGAUUUUCUGUUGUGUCAACUUCGCCCUGGAAAUAAAGGUGCCUUAACUCCCAGCA
Messenger RNA from Oncorhynchus keta (chum salmon), 7427 nucleotides. RefSeq lists its product as uncharacterized. The record is from RefSeq and is a predicted model, not a curated record. The transcript has 42 exons. The coding region runs from base 148 to 5982 and encodes 1944 amino acids. Lineage: Eukaryota; Metazoa; Chordata; Actinopteri; Salmoniformes; Salmonidae.